AUGGCUCUACCCUUGCAAUUACCUAAUAGUUCUACGCUAGCACAAUUAUUGGAUCAAAAUCAGCUGCAUGCGAGAAGCAAUGUCCAAAGGAUAUUAAUUCAACCGUGCGAAUCGAUAGAUUGGCUUUCUGCAAUUGACACCCUUUCAGAAUACAAUGACCUACUCUUAUCGCAGCUGCUUGGUCUCUCACAGGAGAAUCAAGAUAAAUUGCCUCUAUUAGAUGACAUUGUAAUACUAAUCAUUGAUCUAUCGUAUUUUCAUCAAGGUAUCAUACUGGAUUCAUUACAACGAGCAUAUGAUACACCGGAAACGGGAUCACAAUUAUGGUCCAACAAUGGUCCCUACUUAAAGAAUGGGUUAGGGUAUACGGAUUACCUAUCUUAUUUACUAUUGAAGUUUCAAUAUACCACGCCACAUUUUUCACUGGUUAAUGAGCUGGCCCUGCAAUUUAAAUUGCUACAACAGUUAGGGGUUAUAAUCCUUACAUUGUCAAAAUUAAGAUCCAAAAUAUACGCCAAUGGAAAAAAUGCAAUUCUUGAUUUCCAAGAACUUGAAUUGAAGGAAUUAUCCAAAUCAAGUUUAUUUUUGGCAAAAUUAUGUAUUGGAUGUCAAGAUCUGAUGUCAACUAAUAAUAAUAAACAGCUCAUUGCAUAUCUCAAGGGCCUCACUUAUUUGUUCUUAUCGAUGGAUGAAUACAGAAAUGAUCAAUGUGGGGUGGCCAUUGGAAUGUUGAAACAAUGCAUAUUUUGUCUCUCUAAUAUUAUCCCUUUAUCGCAAUUAAAUUCUACCAUAUUAUCUGAAAAGACUAUCAAUAAGAAAAGUAUGUUCAAGUUAAAGUUUGCUCAGAAGAAAACGAAAUUGAAGACAAACCUUGAGGACACAAUUCAAAUAAAGAAAAAGAAGGAGGGAGGUGACACGGUGAAUAUUAACUUGAUCCAUUUGUUAAAGGAUACGCUAGAUGAUUUCAUAAUACCAUUAAUUACAUUAUUGAAUUAUAGGUAUAACAAAACCAAUGACAAGCUGACAUUCAUGCCCAUUGAGGAAGAUAUUAAGAAGUUACAAGCAUUAAUUCCUAGAGGUAAAACUUCGGAUCUUGUUGGAACAAAAUGGGACUUUAGAAAUGGAAAACUAAGGCAAGAGGCAUCUUCGUCAAAUAGUGGAAAGGAAGACUACUUUUAG
This is a messenger RNA of Naumovozyma castellii, 1179 nucleotides long. RefSeq lists its product as uncharacterized. The transcript has a single exon. Bases 1 to 1179 code for a protein of 392 amino acids. Lineage: Eukaryota; Fungi; Ascomycota; Saccharomycetes; Saccharomycetales; Saccharomycetaceae. The record is from RefSeq and is a predicted model, not a curated record.